Molecule: messenger RNA, 7401 nt
Organism: Colletotrichum acutatum
Lineage: Eukaryota; Fungi; Ascomycota; Sordariomycetes; Glomerellales; Glomerellaceae
Product: polyketide synthase
Exons: 7
Coding region: 1-7401 (2466 amino acids)
Biological process (GO): fatty acid biosynthetic process; secondary metabolite biosynthetic process
Molecular function (GO): oxidoreductase activity; fatty acid synthase activity; phosphopantetheine binding
Source: RefSeq, a predicted model, not a curated record
AUGUCCAAGCCAGAGCCCAUAGCGAUUUGCGGCAUUGGUCUGCGGUUACCAGGCGGCAUCAAUACCCCAACCUCACUGUACAACUUCCUCAUCAACCGCAAAGAUGCGCGUUCCAAACCAGAUCACCCGCGAUACAGCUCGCAAAACCACCAGUUCACAGCGAGCGGGAAAUCGAAGCCUUUGCCGACCGAGGAAGGAUACUGGCUCUCACACGACGAUGUAUUCAAAUUCGACCCUUCACUGUUUUCUAUGAACCCCAAGGAGUUGCUGAAACUCGACCCCCAGCAGCGGCUGCUUCUACAAGUCGUUUGGGAGGCGCUGGAAAGUGCUGCAGAAACAGACUGGCAGGGCCAGAGGAUUGGGUGCUACGUGGGCAGUUUUGGAGAUGACUGGAGAGAAAUGCACGCCGUCGAUGCUCAAGACGACGGCAUGUAUCGCUUGACGGGGUACAUGGAUUUUGUACAGGCGAAUCGCAUUUCUCAUGCCUUUGAUCUCAGAGGUCCAAGCAUGACCGUCCGCACAGCAUGUUCAGCCGCGGGUCUAGCAGUCCACCUAGCCAGCCAGGCAAUCCGCGCGGGAGAGUGCGACUCAGCGAUCGUCGCCGGGGCAAAUCUAAUGCUCUCACCAGGCUUCACCAAGCUCAUGGCUGAGCAGAGCGUGCUCUCGCCCGAUGCUUCGUGCAAGACUUUCGACGCCAAAGCAAACGGCUAUGCUCGCGCAGAAGCCAUCAAUUGCAUCUUCAUCAAAAAGCUCGACUGCGCGAUCCGCGACGGGAACCCGAUUCGUGCUAUCAUCAGAGGAUCAGCAACGAACUCUGACGGGAGGACCCUUGGCCUGACUACACCAAGUGCACAGGCACAGCAGCAGCUGAUUCGUGAUGCAUAUCGGCACGCAGGUAUACCAGAGAACGAGAUGUGGCAAACUGCCAUGGUUGAAUGCCACGGCACCGGCACGGCUGUGGGCGAUACCAUUGAGGCGUGCACUGUUGGCACUAUAUUCGGGGACAAGGGAAUGCUUAUUGGAUCAAUUAAGCCCAACCUCGGCCAUUCUGAAGCAGCUUCGGCGAUAUCAAGCAUAAUCAAGGCAGUCGUAUCUCUGGAAACGAAAAACAUUAUACCUAAUAUCAAAUUCGAUACCCCCAGUGUCAGCAUUCCUUUCACAUCAACAGGCUUGAAGGUGCCAACAGAACCGCAGCCGUGGCCUGAAGGAAGGGCAGAAAGAAUAGGUGUCAAUAGCUUUGGAAUUGGAGGCACCAAUGUCCAUAUAAUCUUAGAAUCUGCUGCAUCAGUAGGAAGUUCGGCCACGGUCCGAAGCCACGGCAAUGUCGAGACGCCGCCUCCUUCACCACCUCUGAGAAGAGAGCCCGCGACCCUGCUACUAUUCUCCGCGGGACACGAAGAGUCCCUCAAGACAACCGUACACAAGUACCAGGAGUUCCUCCGAGCCAGCCCUGCAAAGUUGGAAGAUCUUUCAUACACGUUGAUGCAUCGUCGCUCUCACCUAGCGUACCGCACUUUUGCGGUCGUCACCGAUGACUGCGACCAAUUGGCUUUCACUCUUCCGCCAACACCUAGUUUCCGCCCAAGCUCUCAAAUUGACGGCAUCGCAUUCCUCUUUACCGGUCAAGGCGCUCAAUGGGCCCGGAUGGGUUUGCAUUUAAUGAAGAACGAGCUCAUGAGAUCAGAAUCCACCUCGCGCCUUGGAGAAGCAGAAUUUGCCCAGCCCAUUUGCACUGCAGUCCAGAUUGCCCUGACCAGGCACCUUGCCAGAUAUGGCAUUACCCCCAAGGCCGUUGUCGGCCAUUCCAGCGGUGAGAUUGCAGCUGCGUAUGCGGCCGGUGUGCUCACGCUGAAAGAAGCAAUCAUCGUCGCUUACUACCGCGGGUUCACGGUCAAGAAACUGAAAAUUCAAGGUUCCAUGGCGGCCAUUGGAUUGGGAAGAGAGCAAGUCACACCAUUUUUGACAACUGGAGUUGUCCUUGCCUGUGAAAACAGUAACUCUAGUGUGACUCUGUCCGGGGACUCGGAUGCCCUUGAGACAGUCUGCAGCGCAAUCAGGUCUGCUCGGCCAGAUGCGUUAGUUCGUCUGCUAAAAGUUGACAAGGCAUACCAUUCUCAUCACAUGCGUGCGGUUGGCAUUGCGUACCGAUCUCUUCUCAAGUCACACCUGACUCCCAACUCACCAAACGUCCCUUUCUACUCCAGCGUCUCGUCACAAAUCCUCGAACGAGGCUUCGACUUCGAUUCUGAGUACUGGCAACGAAACCUAGAAUCACCAGUUCUCUUCCGACAAGCUGUGGUGCGACUUCUCCAAACAUCAUCAACGACAUUACACCUAGAAGUCGGACCACACUCAGCACUGGCCGGUCCCCUUAAGCAGAUCUACACGGAGAUGGCCAUCACUCCGCCUUACUUGUCCGUGCAGAAACGAGGCUCAAAUAGCACAGCAACCUUUCUUGCUGCCAUCGGCGAGCUGCACUGCCGAGGCUUCCCCGUCAAGUUUCCCAUACCCGAUGGGGCGCGGCCAUUAACGGACCUGCCACCGUACCCAUGGCAUUUGAGCAAGACCUUCUGGCCAAAUUCACGCGCAGUUCAGUCCUGGGAGUAUCCUGAACACCCACCACACGAGCUGCUCGGAUCGCGCACCUUGGAAAGUACGAGUACAGCACCGAGUUGGAGGUGUCUUCUCUCACUGGACAGCGUUCCUUGGAUUGCGGACCAUUGCGUCGGCUCGGAUGUUGUGUUCCCAGCUGCCGGGUAUAUCGCGAUGGCUGGCGAAGUCAUCCGACAGCUUUCGAGGAAGCCAUCCUACACUAUCCGUGACUUAUGGAUCGCGAAUGCUUUGGUUUUAUCUCAGGGGAGCAAAAUCGAGCUUUUCAGUUUUGUGAGAGAGGAAGAGCUCACUCACGAGGAGACUUCGGGGUGGUGGGAACUCACGAUCCAAAGUUGUACCCCAUCAGGUACAUGGACAACGCACUGCAGAUGUCGUGUCAUGGAUGGUCGCGUCUCCAAGGACCCGGACUCUGUUGGACUUGACGCAGAGUCUUUCCUUCAUUCUGUUGAGCCUGCGCGAUGGUACAAAGCCAUGUCGCGGGUGGGCUACAAAUAUGGUCCGGAGUUCCGAGGCAUGAGAAGGAUUCGUGCCAGUGCCAGAUCACCAGCUGUGUUGGUUGAAGUCUCUGAUGAAAGAGAUACGUCUGAGCAUCAGUAUCGCAAUGCCUUACACCCAGCUACGAUUGAUCAGAUGCUUCAGUCUAUCAUCGUCGCGAAACACUCUGGGGAACCUCGCUUGCUUGAAAAGCUGCAUCUGCCGACUCAUAUUGAUGAGCUAUUCAUCAGUUCAGAGGCUUCGAAUGGGACCAUCUUGCUCCAGAGUGUCAAGUCUGGUGAGGAAGGAGACUUUCAGGGUGAUUGCACCGGGACAUUGUGCGACAGUCCUGGAGAUGAAUCAGUCGUCUUCAUGAAAGGCCUUCGACUCUCCACGAUUGACCUGGAUGAUGCUGCUGUAGGUGCCACGGAUAGUUCAAAUGUUGCAUUCAUGUCCUGGGAACGAGAUAUUGAUACGGCAGAUGCCGCUGACCUGGUUUCGGCGACCUCCGACUCCUGUUUUCCAAAGACACACCAGCUACUGGAAGAACUUUUCGUACUUUGCGGCGCAGCGGCACUAAAAGAAGUAGACGAAGCAGACAUACCGGUCACCGAGACCCAAACACAUUUGACAAGGCACUACAGCUGGCUCCGAUCCCACAUCACUAGAUGCGACCCAAAGAUACUUCAACAAGAUGCUGAAGAGGUGCGUGUGAAGAUCGAAGACAUCAGUUCGAAGCUUGAGAAGACGCCUGCAUCCGCCGUGGGCGUUCUCAUCAAACGUUGUUACACACAUGCCCAAGCACUCUUCAACGGCACAGGUAGCCCUCUCGAGGUAUUCCUCAAAGACAACGCACUUCACGAACUGUACGACUGGAUGAACACCCUUUUCACCUACAGGCCUCUGUUGCAACUACUAUCCCACAAGCGAGGUCGCCACCUCAAGAUUCUCGAGAUCGGCGCCGGGACCGGAGGGUUAACUUCGCGUAUUCUCAAAGAUUUGACAGACUGUUUCGAAGAUGGCAAAGUCCUCGGGACCUAUGUCUUCACUGAUGUCUCUGCUGGAUUCUUCCCGGCAGCAAAAGAGCGCUUUCGUAACGUUGCUUCUGGGUUCUUGGACUAUCGUGUCUUGGAUAUUAGUCGUAAUCCAGCGGAUCAGGGGUUCCGCGGUGAAGAGUACGAUCUCAUCGUUGCGAGCAAUGUGCUUCAUGCCACUCCAAAGCUGAACGAGACAUUGCAACAUGCCAGAUCAUUACUGAAGCCUGACGGGAGACUCUUGAUGCAUGAGCUGUGCUGCAAUACGAAGUGGAUCAACUUCAUUAUGGGUUACCUUUCGGGAUGGUGGCUUGGCGACUCUGAUAGCCGCCCAGAGGAACCUUACAUCUCUCCAAAGGAAUGGGAGGAACGUCUGUCUCUGGCUGACUUCACAACCCCAGACUUUGUCUACGAUGCUGAGCUGCAACACAAGCUCAACGUCACCAUCAUUGCUCGGCCUGCUGUGCCCAAGGACGGUAACAACCUCAGUACACAGCAAAUUUACUUGCUUUGCGAAGAAGAGUCACAUCCAGUGGUGGCCGAGGUUGACCAAGCCUUGCGGUGUCUAGGUCACUCUGUCAUCAUUUCGACGCUACAUGCAGAUUGUAAGAACCUACAGGCCGGCAGCGUAGUCUUGUCUCUAGUCGACCUGUGUCGCGGCGACGGCUAUUUCCACGAUGUGACGGGAACCAAGCUAGAUACACUCAAGAGGCUGCUGAAGACUCUCCAGGAAACCGACUCGAGCCUACUGUGGCUUACACGACCCUGCCAACUCGGAUCGGUCGACCCGACUUUCGCUCCGGUGCUUGGCAUCGCGAGAACCGCAAGAGUUGAGAUGGGUGUACGUUGCGCUACCAUGGAGCUUGACGGUACAACUGCGGACUCUCUGCAAGCCGUUUCCCACGUCAUAAGGAGGCUUCUCUCCAAACAUGCAGCUUUGAAGUCGAACGUGGAUGAAGACAUGGAGUUCUCCUUCUCCUCGGGCCGCACCCUGAUCCCGCGAUGCAAGUGGACACCGAUUUCCCAUGCUCUUAUGUCCAAGACUCCAAUCUCCUCGACCAAGAUGUUGCAGAUCUCGAGACCCGGUGCCCUACAGACUCUCCAAUGGGUGUCUCGUCAUCUGCCUGACGACGUACCACCCGACCACAUCAAGGUCGAUGUCCACGCAGCAGGUCUUAACUUCAAAGACGUCGUCACUGCAAUGGGCCUGAUCAAACCUUCGGCCCCAAAAGGACUCGGGUGUGAAGUCAGCGGCAUCGUGACGUCCGCAGGAGCUUCUGUGACGAAUGUUCGAGUUGGCGAUCGCGUCAUGGUUUUCGCGCCCGAGGCCGCCUGUUUCUCUACGGAGAUGCUGGCCCCAGCACAACUUUGCAUCCCCAUCCCUGAUACACUUGACUUUGCUGAAGCGGCUGGGAUGCCCUGCAUAUUCAUCACAGUCCUCCGAGCCCUGGUAGAUAAAGCCAAUCUUAGGGCUGGCCAAGCAGUGCUUAUCCACAGCGCCGCCGGUGGUGUUGGCAUUGCGGCCAUCCAAGUAGCUCGUUGGAUCGGAGCCAGAGUCUACGCGACUGUGGGCAGCAACGACAAGGCAGAUUUCCUCGUCAGAGAGUGGGAUGUUCCCAAAGGGCACAUCUUUUCUUCUCGAGACGUCAGUUUCGUGGAGGGCGUCAAAGCAGUGACGGAUGGCCGCGGUGUUGACGUCGUUUUGAACUCUCUAUCAGGAGAGCUUCUUCAUGCAUCAUGGGAUUGUGUCGCUCCUCGUGGUACCUUUAUCGAGCUGGGCAAGAAAGAUACCCUAGCGGGAGGGAAACUUGCCAUGGCGGCCUUUGACGGAAAUCGGUCCUUCAUUGGCGUCGAGAUGGCGAAUCUAGCCGCUGAGGACCCCGCCGCCAUCUCUCGCUUGCUGCAACAAUGUGUGGACUUGUAUCAACAAGGUCACAUCCAACCCGUGAAGACUGCAAAGUUAUUCGCGUGUAAUGAGACUGAAGACGCCUUCCGAUACUUAUACCAGGGUACCCACAUUGGAAAGGUGGUCAUCAACAUGACCGAAAACCAUGGCGCGGCACUGAAGGUAUCUCGAGUGCCUUUGCCUCCCAGCUUCCGCGAACAAGCUACUUAUGUACUUGUUGGCGGGAUGGGAGGUCUGGGAACCACAAUAGCGCGAUGGAUGGUCUCACACGGCGCCAAAAGUCUGCUCUUCAUCUCGAGGUCCGCCGGACGCAGCAAUGACGAUCAAGCUCUGCUUUCAGAACUUCGUUGUGCAGGUUGCGAGGCUAAUGCCGUGCCAUGCGACAUAUCAGACGAGAGAGCCAUGCAAGCGGUCAUGUCAAGAUUCACAUUCUCCAAGCGGAUCGCGGGCGUUCUGAACAUGGCAAUGGUGCUUGCCGACGGUGCAGUUUCCGAUCUAACACUGUCUCAAUGGCAAACGGCGACAUCACCCAAGAUACGCGGGACAUGGAACCUUCACCGUACUUUGCCCCAUGAUGUUGACUUCUUUGUGCUCUUUGGUAGCACAUCGGGUGUGCAUGGGUACCCAGGUCAAGCAAACUACGCAGCUGCUAAUACUUUCCUCGAUGCGUUUACCCAAUACCGCCGUGGUCUGGGUCUGCCUUGCUCGGUGAUUGACCUAGGAGGCGUUGAGGAUGUGGGCUAUGUCAGUCGUACACAAGAAGUUGAAGAUGCCAUGAUAAAAUCUGGCGCCAAGUUGGUUUCCGAAGCCGACAUGCUCCGGGGUCUUCAGCUCGCCAUCGCUGAGAGUCGACCAGUGACUGCGAGCGUAGACACUGAAGCAUACUGGUCAGCCACUAAUGGCCAGCUGAUACUUGGUCUAGACUGCAAAACCUCUAUCAACGAUUCUGGCAAUCGGGUCGUGUGGAAACAUGAUCCUCGCAUGAAUCUCUACCCAAAUAUUGCAGAGAAUGAGAUGGCUUCUCGGGAAGAGGGCGGGUCAUCAGGCUUGGCUGAGUUUCUAUCCAGUCUGCAGUCGAGGCCGGAGGAAAUCGAAUCCCUAGGGUCCACAACUUAUCUCGCUCAGGAGAUCGCACGCCGGGUAUACGGGUUCCUUAUGCGGGAGGUAGAAGAAGGCGGGAUUGACACUACCCUUUCACCUUCAGCACUUGGAGUCGACUCUCUCAUGACCAUUGAGAUUCGUAGUUGGUGGAAGCACACGCUUGGUGUAGACAUAACUGUGUUGCAGCUGACCAGCGCGCAGAGCUUCGAUCAGCUGGGGCAACUUGCUGCGAGGCAGCUGACAAGCAAGAUUACCGCGUUCUCGAAGAAAUAG